Molecule: messenger RNA, 3012 nt
Organism: Peromyscus californicus insignis
Lineage: Eukaryota; Metazoa; Chordata; Mammalia; Rodentia; Cricetidae
Gene: Bcl2l11
Product: BCL2 like 11
Exons: 4
Coding region: 248-844 (198 amino acids)
Biological process (GO): meiosis I
Source: RefSeq, a predicted model, not a curated record
GCUGGGCCAGGCUGGUUUCACUUCGCUCCCCGCAGGCACUGGGUCACCAGCUGUUUGGAGCUCUGCGGUCCUUGCCGCCUUCGCCGUCACCGGAUUCCUGCAGCCGCUCUGCGAACUGUGCCCCACUUGCAUCUGCACAACCUCUGCUGCUCCCCGCCGCCACCUCCUCGGCGCCCUUCCCCGGCCCUCGUCCCCCCAAUGUCUGACUCUGAUUCUCGGACUGAGAAACGCAAGAAAAAAAGACCAAAUGGCCAAGCAACCUUCUGAUGUAAGUUCUGAGUGUGAUAGAGAAGGUGGACAAUUGCAGCCUGCUGAGAGGCCUCCCCAGCUUAGGCCUGGGGCUCCUACCUCCCUACAGACAGAACCGCAAGGUAAUCCUGACGGCGUCGGCGAAGGGGACCGCUGCCCCCACGGCAGCCCUCAGGGCCCGCUGGCCCCACCGGCCAGCCCUGGGCCUUUUGCUACCAGAUCCCCACUUUUCAUCUUUGUGAGAAGAUCUUCUCUGCUGUCCCGGUCCUCCAGUGGGUAUUUCUCUUUUGACACAGACAGGAGUCCGGCACCCAUGAGUUGUGACAAGUCAACACAAACCCCAAGUCCUCCUUGCCAGGCCUUCAACCAUUAUCUCAGUGCGAUGGGUAAGCCAUGCCCGGCUUCCAUAAGGCAGUCUCAGGAGGAACCUGCAGACGUUCGCCCUGAGAUACGGAUUGCACAGGAGCUUCGGCGGAUUGGAGACGAGUUCAAUGAAUCCUACACGAGGAGGGCUGAAGACCACCCUCACCACCCUCAAAUGGUUAUCUUACAACUGUUACGUUUCUUCAUCCGUCUAGUAUGGAGAAGGCAUUGACAGGACCUCCAUGCAGCCACGGAUCAAUGUGGACAUUACUCUUGUUCGGACCGCCAGAACCCCAGCACUUCAGUCUCCUGGUGCCGUGAAGAUGCCGCCACCGCGGCCAGCGCCGGUGGCGGUGGCGGUGGCUCUGUCCCAGAGAGGUGCUGAGGGCGGACGACACACUGGACACACCGCGCUGUGUCGACGACGUGAACUUAACCUUUCUGUUCCUCACCACACGGCAGAAUUUCCAACAGACGUUUGUUGUGAAUGUAAACGAGGGAGGGCUCUUCUCUUUUUAAUGUACAGAUUCUGGGUCUUUUGGCAUAGAGUCAAAUGCAAGGGAGGUGUUUACAUGUGGUGUGUUCAUGUGUUUUUUAGACCCACUUUCUUUGAUAACUGUUUGGGUUGGGGGGGGGUUGUUUUUUGUUUUGUUUUUGUUUUCAGAAAGGAAAUGAAAACUUUUUAGCCAACUUGUGGAUGAUUUUUAUACUAAAAUUCUAAGAACCUGACUCCAAUUCUCAGAGGAUUAUGUAAGCCUGCAGUGGGAACUGAGCCAGCUGAUUUAUAAGGCUGCCUUAGUUUAUUUUUAGAGAUUACUGUACAGAAUUUUUAAACAGGAGAGGAUGGUGCUGCCCUCUCUCCUGUGCCAUGACUUCCUUGAGUUUCUUUUUUAAUUAUUGCUACCAAAACAGUUCUUACGAAAUGGAAUGGAUUCAAGUGGCCAAGGGUCUGUUUUGGUGUGCCAUUCCCAUUUUGUAAAUACUUACCUCCUUAGCUCAGUUGCUUCUGUCUCAGAAUUUCACACUUUCUGUGUUUCUCCUCAUCUCCUCGUCCUCCUCAGUCUGUCUCCACACUGACGCACAGGUUUGACCCAGGGUGUUCUCAUGAUGCAGCGUGUUUGGGUCAGCAAGGGCUAGGGGCUGCCCGGAUUGUUCCCAGCUCCAUCAAUCAAGCUGACUCCUGGGAAGGGCUCCUGAGCACCUCACUUCCUUGUGGCGGAUUAGUUUGUCCCUUUCAUCUUGAGAGAAUGCAGACUCAGCCACCACUUAGGGAAGCUGUUAGCUCUUUGGGUUGCAGGCUUUCCUGCAGUCACAGGCUCUGCUUUACUGCAUGCACCAGACGGGCCAGAGCCCACACUUUUCUUGGGGAUUGGCCAGGUCAUUUCGGGAGCAAGGGGCUCAGGGAGUCAUUUUCCACGCUUCUUGGCAUUUAGCUCUGCUCAUCCCAGCUGGCCCGGGAUGCCUGAACUUCAGCCCCAUUCCUUUGAACCUACCUUGAAAUAGAGACUGGCUCUGCUUCACCAGUUACCUACCACACAUAGGAAACCUCCGUUACACCAAGUGGAACAUUCUCUUUGGUCUUCCAAAAGAUGACUGACUACUUUGUUCUCCAUUUUCCUAAUCGUUGGAUCUUGUUGGGCCAUCUGUGUCUGGGGUGGGGGGUGCUCUUUCUUGGUACCUACCCCUUAGGACCACGUGCACCAGAAGCCCACACAUUGGUCAGUCAUUUCAAGAGCAGGCAGGACUGGAGGUGUAUAGCCUGGUGAAGGAGCACUUCCCUAGCAUGUGCAGAGGCCCCGGGUUCCCUCCGCAGCACCUCCCAGAACCAACAGCACACAUGUAGGCAGACAAGCAGGGAAGACAAAAAGGACCGAGGAAAGAACACCGGAGGGGUGGGGGCAGACUGUGAGCCCUCUAACUUGUGAAAAUGUCAAUCAUCAGGCAGCUUGCCUAGAGAAGUGCAUGCAUUUCCAAGCAAGUCAGCGCUGCCAGCAACUGUGUUCCCUUUUGCCCCGUAGAGGGCCAGUGUUUUUAUGUCAUUGAGUAGAGAAAUCCAUUCAUUCCUACGUUCCUCUCUGUGUGUGUGUGUGUGUGUGUGUGUGUGUGUGUGUGUGUGUGUGUGUGUGUGUGUGUGUUGCCUAUAUGCUUUUCCUUCUAGAUUGAGAUCAUUUGAUCCCAAAUAUUCUUCCUUUUAAACCCACUUCUUUCCCAGCUUCCUUAGACUUUUAAUAGUUUGAAAGCUGUGUUGGCGCUCACCUUGUUUCCUGAUGUGUUGAGCCUCGUGGAGGGUUCCCCAUAUGGCCCACUGGUAUAAAGUGGUAUUAAGAAUGCAGCCAUGGUUCUGCUAGACACACACACACACACACACACACACACACACACACACACACACACCAAAGA